GCUUUGGAUGUCUCAUGAUCCAUAAUGACUUAGUCUUCCGACUUGCCUGGUAAAGCAAUACUGCGGACGAUUGUGCGAAGACCCGUUUUCCCUCGCGCUUGCAACAGUCUGCUUUAGUCUUCCACAGUCCUCUUUAGCCUUCCACAGGUCUCUUUAUAAAUCACCACGACGACCCGUUGGCUCGCCAAGCAUUCCCUUCCGAUACCACCAACUCACAGGGCGUUUCCAAUUCACAAUCAAGCUCUAACCACUACCAGUAACACCACUUCAAUCCGAAUAACCUCCAAUGGACAAUACGUCCGAUACAACGAGCCAGCCCGACAAGUCCAUAUUUCAACAUGUAUUUUUCAUCAUAGCCAUCGCUAUCAUCGCGCUGGUCGUUGCGUGGAGAGCGUACUUGCUCAAGAGAAGCGGUCGCCCACCGGGCGACUUCUUCAAUUUCUCGUCGUCAUUUGCCAACCGGCGUCUACCCCGCACUCAGUCUGACGUAUACAACCAGCCUCCCGACCAGUUCUCUCCCCCAUUCGCAUACCCAUCUUUGUCUCCCCUUCCUGUGCCCCAUCGAACUCGUAGAGUUCGUGCAGCAGACAUUGAUGCAGGUGGACGCAGAUUGAGCCCAGAGGAUGGUGAAUGGGAUCAUAAAGAUGAGCUGCCCGCAUAUGAUAGUAUAGGAGGUCCACCAAAGUAUGUUGAAGCUGAACUACAAGCCUCACAGGCGCGGGCGCGGGCCGAGCGUAACCCAUUCUUAAGUCGACCACAGUCUACUUCUGACCAGCCAGCUUUGAGCCUGAACGAUGUGCCAACUGGUGCUAUCCCCGUGGAACAGCACCAAAAAAUCCUUGGAGCAGUAGUGUUGUCAGAGGCUCGUCGCCAACCCAUCAGGGUGACCGUCCUCUCGUUGAUGCCUGAGUCUGCAUCAUCGAGAUCAUUCAUGUGUAUUGUAUUACUUUGUAGCUUUACUGUUUACUGCUUUGCCUAUACUGGCUACAUCUGCUGAAUUGAUGAUCAUGCUCUCGAUAGUACGUGACGUAAACACGAUACUUUGUCUCAUGUCCUAGUUAGCUUACCAUACAGUAUUUGGAUGAAUACAUUAUAUUGUAUCGUGGUUAUCAUGCCGAGGUCAAUGAAUGGU
Molecule: messenger RNA, 1132 nt
Organism: Serpula lacrymans var. lacrymans S7.9
Lineage: Eukaryota; Fungi; Basidiomycota; Agaricomycetes; Boletales; Serpulaceae
Exons: 4
Coding region: 287-997 (236 amino acids)
Source: RefSeq, a predicted model, not a curated record